CGUCAAAAAGUGCGCUCACUUCCGGCCAGGGAGCGCGCGGGUUGAUUCGUCCUUCCUCGGCCGCGGGUGCUCGCAGCUCGGAAAUGGCGGGAUUUGGUGCUAUGGAGAAAUUUUUGGUUGAAUACAAGAGUGCAGUUGAGAAGAAACUGGCAGAGUACAAAUGUAAUACCAACACAGCAAUUGAACUAAAAUUAGUUCGUUUUCCUGAAGAUCUUGAGAAUGACAUUAGAACUUUCUUUCCUGAAUAUACCCAUCAACUCUUUGGGGAUGAUGAAACUGCUUUUGGUUACAAAGGUCUGAAGAUCCUUUUGUAUUAUAUUGCUGGUAGCCUGUCAACAAUGUUCCGUGUUGAAUAUGCAUCUAAAGUUGAUGAGAACUUUGACUGUGUAGAGGCAGAUGAUGUCGAGGGCAAAAUUAGACAAAUCAUCCCGCCUGGAUUUUGCACAAACACAAGUGAUUUUCUUUCAUUGCUGGAAAAAGAAGUUGAUUUCAAGCCAUUUGGAACCUUACUCCAUACAUACUCUGUUCUCAGUCCAACAGGAGGAGAAAACUUUACCUUUCAAAUAUAUAAGGCUGACAUGACAUGUAGAGGCUUUCGAGAAUAUCAUGAAAGGCUUCAGACCUUUUUGAUGUGGUUUAUUGAAACUGCUAGCUUUAUUGACGUGGAUGAUGAAAGAUGGCACUACUUUCUAGUAUUUGAGAAGUAUAAUAAGGAUGGAGCUACACUCUUUGCGACCGUAGGCUACAUGACAGUCUAUAAUUACUAUGUGUACCCAGACAAAACCCGGCCACGUGUAAGUCAGAUGCUGAUAUUGACUCCAUUUCAAGGUCAAGGCCAUGGUGCUCAACUUCUUGAAACAGUUCAUAGAUACUACAUUGCAUCUCCUUCUGUUCUUGAUAUUACAGAGGCAGUGGGGGUUGAACCCAGGACCUCGUGCAUGCCAAGCACAUGCUCUACCGCUGAGCUUUACCCGCUGUCCCCCAUUAACAGUAGUUUAAAAGAUUUGCCUGUUCUGAACAUUGGAAUCAUGCAAUAUAUGAGUGCUGCAUUUACUUGGCAUGUUUUCAAGAUUCAUCCUUGCUGUAGCAUGUAUUAGUGCUUCAUUUCUUUUUAUUGCCAAAUAAUGUUCCAUUGUAUGGGUAUACCAUACAUUUUAUUUAUCUGUUCAUCAGUUAAUGGACAUUUGGGUUGUUUUCACUUUUUGGCUCUUCUGAGUAAUAAUAAUCUACUAUGAAUAUUCAGGUACAAGUGUUUGUGUGGACCUAUGUUUUCAUAUCUCUUGGGUACACACCUAGGAAAUGGAAAUGGUGGAAAAUCUGGUAAUUAUGUUUCACCUUUUAAAGAACCAUCAGACAAUUUUCCAAAGUGGCUGUACCAUUUUAUAUUUUGACCAGCAGUAUAUGAGGGUUUCAGUUUCUCCACAUCCUCAUCAGUACUUGUUACUGCCUUUUUGAUUCUAGUCAUCCUAGUGGACAUGAAAUGGUAUUUCAUUGUGGUUUUGAUUUGCAUUUCCCUGUGGCUGAUGAUGUUGAGCAUCUUUCCAUGUACUUACUGUGCAUUUGUAUAUCUUCUUGAGAAAAGUCUAUUUAGAUCUUUUACACCUAUUUUUUAAUUGGGUUAUUUGUCUUUUUCUUACUUAUUGAAAAGUGUUUUAUAUAAAAAGUCUGGAUACAAGUUCCUUAUCAUAUAUAUGACUUGCAAAUAUUUUAUCCCACUUUGUGGGUUGUCUUUUCAUUUUUUCUUAAUGGUAUCAUUUGAAGCACAAAAGUUUUACAUUUUGAUAUAGCCCUAUUUAUCUACUAUUUUUUAGUUGCUUGUGCUUUGGUUCCAUUAUCUCAGAAACCAUUGCCUAAUCAAAAGUCAUGAGGAUUUACUCCUUUGUUUUCUUCUAAAAUUUUUGUAGUUUUACCUUUUACAUUUAGUUCUGUGAUACUUUUUGAAUUAAUUUUUUGUGUAUGGUGUGAGAAAAGGCGGUCCAACUUCACUCUGUUUGUGGAGAUCCAGUUGUCCAAGUACCAUUUGUUAAAAAGACUAUUUUUUCCCUCAUUGAAUUGUCUUUAAUGGGCCAUAAAUGGGUUUAUUUUUAACUCUCAAUUCAAUUCCAUUGAUCUACAUGUCUAUCUUUAUGCCAGUACCACACUGUCUUGAUUACUAUAGCUUUGUAGUAAGUUUUGAAAUCAAGAAAUGUGAGUCCUCUAACUUUUUCAAGAUUGUUUUGGCUAUUCUGGGUUCCUUGCAUAUCCAUAUCAAUUUUAGGAUGAGCUUAUCAAUUUCUGCAACAAAAAAAGUUAGCUGGGAUUUUGAUAGGGAUUGCAUUGAAUAGUUUGUAGACUAUUGAUAUUGUAAUAGUAUUGUCUUAUGAUCCAUGAACUAGUUCACACUUUAACAUUCUUUGUUUCAAGUCCUCUACUAAUCAGAAAAGGAAGGCUUAAGAGAAGUGAGGAAAUUUGCCUAAGGUCCUACAUCUAUGAAUGACAGAACUUGGACUCAAACUCAUGUUCUCUGUCUAGUGUAGAUAACAUAGACAAACGUAAAGAAAGAUCUAUGCUAUUCAGAUGCAGUGAAGAAAGGAUCAGUCAUUCUCACUUUAUUCUCUAAAUUAAAAAGAUUUAUUUUUGUAAAAGGAAGAAUUUUUUUUAUUUGGAUAAAAGAAGCAUAGCAGACUAAAGUUUAUUAAAGUAAGGGAGUUAUAAAUUGAGUUUUGGAACCCUUAGCUAUCAGAAAAAUACUUGCUUUUGGAAUUGAUUAUCCAAACUUGAAUCUCUUAUUUAUACAGCUAGUUUAAUUAAAAAUAAAACUAAGAUGCAUAUGACAGCAAACCAGUCAAAAAGUUUACCUUUGAAAAGGAGUAGCUCUAAUUUCACAAAUAAUACGUAUGUCUUUGCAAAAGGAUUACACUUAUAAUUUUAUUUGACAAAAUAAUGGUGCUGUUUGAUUUAUAAGGAAUAAUUUGUUACAUUGUAACUUUUGUGUAUAUAUAUAUAUAUAAUUAUUUUAAGAAUAUUUGCCUUUCUAAGCUUAGCAUGUAUACUGAGAUUACAGAUAAUGAAGAAAUUAUGUUCGGUU
Molecule: messenger RNA, 3067 nt
Organism: Camelus dromedarius (Arabian camel)
Lineage: Eukaryota; Metazoa; Chordata; Mammalia; Artiodactyla; Camelidae
Gene: HAT1
Product: histone acetyltransferase 1
Exons: 10
Coding region: 84-1097 (337 amino acids)
Biological process (GO): subtelomeric heterochromatin formation
Cellular component (GO): nucleus
Molecular function (GO): histone binding; histone H4 acetyltransferase activity
Source: RefSeq, a predicted model, not a curated record